UAAUGAACAAUACACAUCAUCACACAAAUGGGUAUCGAACGGAAAAGCCAAAAAAUGAAGAAGAUCUAGAGGAUCCUUACGCUAAUCUCUCGGAUUUCUACAAAAAUCAUCCGGCAGCACGGAAUGAAGCAUGUUCGUCAGCUUCUAAUGGCGGCUCUAAAAGUGUGAAAAUGGAGCCAAAAGUGGAAAAAAAUGAAGAAUUUGAAGAAUAUAUUGGUGAUCCUGUACGAUUAGAAGAUAUGGAACCAUUUGCAAGACCAUCACUUCGAGAUGAUGCACCACUUUCAUCUAUUUUACAUCCGGAUCUUGAUGGAAUUGAUCCGAGAAUCUUCUUCAAAGACUUCAAUCCAAACAAAACUCUUCGUUUCUCUCGACUUUUUGCUCAAAAUAUCAAACAUACGUCCCGUGCCGAGAUCUGGUGGGCUUCCCGAACCUUCUCCAAACAUCAACGCAAAAAAGAGCCCGAAGAGCCCCUCGCUGAUGACGUCAUCGUUGGAGCCAAAAAGCUGAAGCUUAACAUCAUUGAGAAGGUGCCACGUGUCAUGUUGGCUGACGAUGAAGAAGAACGAAUGCGGAGACCGAUACUGACGGAUGCAGAGGAAAUGGCAAAGAAAAAUGAAGAGGGUACGGUAGUUCAGCCGUGGAGAACGGGUCCCGCCAAGAUUUGGUAUGAUAUGAUGAAUUUGCCGAUGACUAGUCAAGCUGUUAAUUAUGGAUUCAAACUGAAGAAAUCUCCUCAAAAAGUAUCAAUUCGAAGUGGAAAACCGCUCAAUUACCGUACCCCGGAUGAUCUACCAUCCACGUCAUCAGGCCCCGCCCCAAACUCCGCCCCUUUCUUGGAUAAAGUGGAAGUAAUUGAUAAAAGUUGUGAAGCUUCAACAUCAGAAGAUAUUCUAUUACCAUAUCAAGUAAUUGAAUGGGAAAAUGAUGUGAUAUUAGAUGGAGAAGAAGUUAAAGAUCAACUUUUGGAAGAAUUUUCGAAUGGAAGAGGUUGUGGAUGGAUUCCCACACAGUAUACGAGAACUUAUGAGCAUUUUGUAUAUGCUGCCAACAACAACGCAUUCGAGCAAAUGUUCGACGGAAAAUCCGCCCCGAUCAACCUAACAGGCCCAGAUUCGGCAAUUCUUCCAACACCCGGUCACUCGAUAUUCCCCUCUGCUCCAUGUGACCUCGAUAUUCUUCCAUGGGAAACUAACAUCAUUUGGGAUGCCGACGCGAUGCCUUCAACACUUGAACCAAUCGAUUUUCUCGUAGAUUUCCAAGAUGAUCCUCUGAUUUAUGGAAUGCCAGAAGAUCGGAGACACGAUGAAGGACCCGAUCAUCAUCAUCAUCAUCAUCAUCACAGAAAAGACGGUCAAUACACGAAAAAGUCGAAAAUGAUACUGGGACAAGUACAACAGCGGCAAAAACAAGAAGAAGACGAACAAAUGGAGAGUACGAUGGCCCAAUUCACUGAUAAUGAUCCAUUUAAUCUGUCGAAUGAUGAUUACUAUGUACCCAAAGCCACUUCGAAAACUCUAUCCAAUAACUCUUUGCUCAUUCAACAUUCGACGCCUGCCACCAACAUUGCCACACACUUCUUCCCGACACACCCGUCGGCGUUUAGACUGAGAUAUUGGCAUCGGACACCUUUUACCAGGAGAAUUGUCAGGCAUUGGCAGCCUAUGCGGUUUCAGCCAAUCCAAACGCCAGUAAAACACCAACAACGUGUAGCUGCAAUGCGUGAAGCAAUGCGACAAGCUCAAGGAGGUGGAGAAGUGUUCUAUAUGAGAGAUGUUCAGGAUUUAAGUGGAAAAGAUGAGACACUAGUGAUGAUUGAAUAUAGUGAAGAGCAUCCUGUAAUACUAUCACAACCUGGAAUGGCUUCAAAGAUGAAGAAUUAUUUCAAGAGAAGACAGGCUAAUGAUUCGGAACCGACUUUUACCUUUGGAGAAUUGGCGUUUUCUCAUCAAAUUCCUUUUCUGGGACAGCUACAGCCUGGACAAUCACUUCAAAGUAUUGAGAAUAUGCUUUAUAGAGCUCCGAUCUAUUUGCAUAAGAGACAGAAUACUGAUUUCCUUCUGAUUCGCAGUAUGAAUCAAUGGUACAUCCGACCACUUCCAUCAAUUUUCGUCGCAGGCCAACAAUGUCCUCUAUACGAAGUUCCAUCUCCAAAUUCAAAACGUGCAACUGUAUUUGUACGGGAUUUCCUGUUCGCAUUCAUUUAUCGCCUAUUCUGGGCCUCUGAUUCAUCACCUCGUCGCCUAAAAAUGGAUGACGUCAGAAAUGCAUUCCCUCAUUACGCAGAGUCUAAUAUUCGGAAACGCCUAAAAAUGUGCUCGACUUUUGUUCGUCAGGGCUCUGAAACGUAUUGGUCGUUGAAACCAGACUUUCGAUUACCUUCAAAAGAAGAAGUUUUAUCAAUGGUUACACCUGAAAUGUGUUGUGCUCAAUAUAGUAUGAUGGCUGCUGAGCAACGCUUGAAAGAUGCUGGAUACGGAGAAAAAUACUUUUUCACGCCGGAAAAUGAUGAGGGAUCCGAGGAUGAGGUCACUAUUGAGGAUGAAAUCAAGUGUGCACCUUGGAAUACGACUAGAGCGUUUUUGGCUUCCCAACGUGAAAAGUGCCUUCUGGAUCAAACAGGAAUUGCUGAUCCGACAGGUUGUGGACAAGGAUUCUCCUACGUUCGAGUAUCCCAAAAACCACAUAAAGAUGAGAAUGCGACGCCCGUUCCGAAGAAAUUGGUGACUGGAACAAAUGCAGAUUUAAGAAAACUACCGUUGAAAGAAGCGAAACAGAUUUGUAGAGGAUAUGGUGUUAAGGAAGAAGAGAUUAGUGCACUGACAAGAUGGGAAAUUAUUGAUGUUAUUCGAACAUUAUCGACACAAGCUGCUAAAGCUACUAAGGAUGGAGAAAUUAUAGCAGUAUCCGGAAUGGCUCGUUUCGCACGUGGAAAUACUCGAUUCAGUUCAGCAGAUAUGCAGGAAAAGUACAGAAAACACUGUCAACGGAUCUUUGAUCAACAGAAUCAGACUCUAGCGAAUACUGAUCCAAUAUCAACAGAUGAUGAUUCAACAGAUGCAGAUUCUGAUAAUGAGGAGUUGGCGUCUCGACUGGAAAGUAUGUUAGAAGCGAAUAAAGGGAAAAAGAAUAUUUCAAUGUCUGAAAAAGCGAAAAUUGACUUUGAAACCGAGGAAAAAGAGCGAGAAGAUCUGAAACGAAUGAUUCAUGGAACAACGAAUCAAGUGGAGAAAGGAGAGAAAAAAGAAGAAGGAGAAGUUACUGCAGAAGAGAAGAAAAGUGCUUCACAAUUUGGAGAAGAUGUUGCUAUGUCUGCAUCGAAGAUCAGUGGAAUCACGGCAAAUCAGCAGUUGAAGAUCUAUAGAACUUGUAAAGGACCAGAUGGAAAAGAUGUAACACGGAUUGAGAUUGUUACGAGGCCACAGCUUAUUGAGGCUUAUACACGGAUUCGAAUGACUAGGGAUGAUACUUUUAUUCAGGUAUACGCACAAAUGGAUGAACAGUAUAAGGAGGAGAAGCGAAAAAAGAAGCGCCGACUUCAAGAUCAAAUACGUCGAAUGAAAAAGAAUGAGGAGAAGGCGGCUCAUAAAGUACAGAAAAUGACUGAAAAGAAGGUUAAACCGAUCAAACCUCCAAAUCCGAAUCUUCAAAAAAUGCGAUGCAGUGCUUGUCAUGCCUAUGGACAUAUGAAAACCAACAGAAAUUGCCCAUUAUAUGGAAAAGAUCCAUUGACACCGUUGAAAGAAGAAGAUGAAGGAUCUACUAUCAUGACUUCUGUAUCUUCGGCGUCACUGGUGGCUCCAGAUGCUGUUCAGGUUGACGGUACAAAAGUGAAAUUUAAUCUAAAUUUCGCUGAAAUUCGAAAAGAACAGAACAGAGAGGAGAAGCUCAAACGAAAACUGGCAAAAAUGGCCGAAGCAGCAGUGAGAGAACGUCAAAUGGCUCAUUUAAUGGAAUAUGGAGGAGGAGCAUCUUCUUCUGGUGGUGCCGGUGGUGGUGGCUCAGGAAUUGGUGGUUCAACUGGUGGAGGAAUUACGGAUAAUGAUGAUGAUGAUCGAUUCUCACAGAUUUCUGGAACUUCAUCGUUUUUGAAUGGACCACCCGGAGCGAUUCGUGGCGGAAACCGUAACUCAUCAGUAAGCGGCUCAAAACGUCGUUCAUCAAUGAUGCCAGAAGAAGAUUAUCUACAAGGACCACUUAAAGUUGCUCACAGAGCCCGUGCCGAUCCGAAAGUAGUGAUGUCAUCAAUGUUAACAGAUAUUGUCAAUGAACUGAAAAUGAUUAGCGGUUCGGAUGCAUUCGUGACACCGGUUAAUUCGAAAAAAGUCGUCGAUUAUUAUAAUAUCAUUAAAAAUCCGAUUUCUCUGCAAGAAAUCAAAAAGAAGAUCAGUGAACAGAGCUAUUUGUUGAGAAAAGACUUUUUGGAUGAUAUAAAGUUAAUGUUUGACAAUUCGAGAAUGUAUAAUGGAGAUAAUAACAUUUUGACACUUACUGCACAGCAGAUGCUCCAACUUGCUGGAAAACGAAUGAUUGAACGUGAGCAAAAAUUCAUUGGACUGGAAAAGCAGAUUAAUCCCCUACUGGACACAAAUGAUCUCAUCGGUUUCUCAUAUCUUUUGGGAGAAAUUGUUCAAAAAAUGAAGAAUAUUCCGAAAUCUGCACUAUUCCAUACUCGUGUCGAUCCGAAAAAGAUUCCAGCGUAUUAUUUGAAAAUUUCCGAUCCAAUGGAUUUAAGUAUAAUGGAACAGAAGUCGAAAAGUCAAGAAUACAAAUCAAUUGAUGAGUUCUUGAAAGAUGCGGAGAAGAUUUACACGAAUUCGGUGGUUUUUAACGGAGCUGAAAGUGUUUAUAGUCUGAAAGCGAAGGAAAUGUUUGAGAUGGCUGAGAUGUUGGUUAAAGAUCAAAUGGAUACACUUGGAGAACUUGAACGAAAUAUUAAUCCAUCAGCUAUUAAUGAUGCUGCUGCUGCACAAAGAGGAUUAGCUAUGGAUUCGGAUGAUCAUAUGGAUGAAAUGGAAGAUCAUCCGACUGAAGAGGAAGAAGAGGAUGAUGAUGAUGAGAUUAUGGAUGAUGAUAUGGAUAUUGAUGCCACUGGUUACUCGUACGAUCACGAUGACAACGUUGCCGUCGGCCAAAUUUUCAACGACCUGGCAAUGUCGGAUUCAGAUGAAGAUGAACGGGCAGAGGAUGUGAAAAGGCCUGCUAAUGGAGAUGAUAACCUGUUGGACUCGUUUUAAAAUGAUUUAAAAAAAAAAAAUUUUAAUUUUUUCUUUAGGCACAUAUAUUUCCCCCGUUACGGUUUAUUUACCUUUAAUUUCUGAAAAAAAACUUUUUUUUUUCGUUGAAAUUUUAUUUCCCUCCCCCUCCCCCCAUUUUUUUCUCAUAUUGGUCUCUGUUUUAAUUAUAUUAUUUCAAGUAUUUAUUUUUCUCUUCCCCGAAUUUUUUUGAUCUACGAUAUGAAAUUUCCCACAAUUUUUUUGCGAAUUUUUUCAAAACUUUAAUUAGACCCUUCAGUAACCUCCAGCAGUGGAACCAAAAAUUUGAAAAUUGUUACUAUGAAUUAUGUGACGAAUUAGUUUUGCUUGAAAGGGCCUGCAAAAAGGCAUGAAAAUUGUAGACUACAAACUACAAAUUUCAUUGAAAAUUAAAUUCCGAAAUUUUCGAUAAA
Molecule: messenger RNA, 5668 nt
Organism: Caenorhabditis elegans
Lineage: Eukaryota; Metazoa; Nematoda; Chromadorea; Rhabditida; Rhabditidae
Gene: taf-1
Product: Transcription initiation factor TFIID subunit 1
Exons: 15
Coding region: 3-5237 (1744 amino acids)
Biological process (GO): DNA-templated transcription initiation; transcription by RNA polymerase II; chromatin remodeling
Cellular component (GO): transcription factor TFIID complex; nucleus
Molecular function (GO): DNA binding; histone acetyltransferase activity; RNA polymerase II general transcription initiation factor activity
Source: RefSeq, marked reviewed